This is a messenger RNA of Cuscuta epithymum, 1586 nucleotides long. Lineage: Eukaryota; Viridiplantae; Streptophyta; Magnoliopsida; Solanales; Convolvulaceae. The record is from the annotation of a GenBank genome assembly.
UAUACAGAAAAGAGUAUGGCCACUGGGCAAGCAUGACACGCACAAAAUCGCCCUAUACCGUAAAUUAGGGGUAUGUUGAUCAAGCUGGGAAGGCGGGAACAACCGGUUGCAACAUAUCCAUAGAGAGAGUAUGUGAUUUGUGGUGGCAUCAUCGUCUGAAUCCUCUGUCGACAAGAGAAUUUCCGGCAGGAUCCGAAAGCGCAAAGAGCCUCUUCUUUCAGCUAAACGAUGGCAGAACAAGAAGCAUCUCAACAAUUUCUGACCGAAUUGGAAGCGUUGCGUUACGAACCUUACUACUAUCAAGAGGACAAUAUCUUGAAAUCUCCCUAUCUGCCUAAUCCUGCGCUUUAUACGUUCUUAAAUCUAGAUCCUCUACUCAAACAGUUCAGGAAAAAUGCAGAAUCAUUUCGUGAAAUAAACAAAAUUGCAGGGAGGGACUUGGAUAACGUAAAAUAUUGCAACUUCCCUAUGUUGAAUGAGAUUACAAAUGGGUUCAAGAAAGAGAACUUUAUUGCAAAAACUUUGUUUGGUAGCUUGUACAGAGGCACUAUUGUUCAGCAAGGCUCAAGAAACCGACAAGUGCUAGUGAAGACGUGGGAUUUUUACCGAACGCAUUCUGGUGUUGGCAAUGCUUACUAUGCGGUGUAUCCUUCUACAUUCUAUGCUGAAAUCAAGCUACUUCUUCAAAAGGAAUUGGGAGGACAUGAUAAUGUCGUGAAUAUGAUAGGAUAUUGCCUCGAGAAGAAGCUUGCAGUAAUAUAUGACGGGAAAGCUAAUAAAGUCUUGUCUCAGUUGCUAAAGUCUGAUAACUUUGAUUGGGAUGGGCGAAUGAAGGUGGCACUUCAACUAGCAAAGUUUUUGGAGUGGUUGCAUGCAAAACACAUUAUACUUGGUGCUAUUUCUGCUGAUUCAAUUUUGGUAGAUGAGGAAUAUAAUGUAGCAUUUUUUGAGUUGGGGCUCACUAAGUGUGUAUUGGACUCCAGAAAAGGAGAAUCUACAGGUGAUCUCAAAAUGUCUUAUGCUCAAUUUGCCGCUGCAGAAGAUAAAUCAGAUACAUGGACUUGUAAAUCAGACGUUUUUGCCUAUGGUUCUGUACUCUCCCUCCUGAUAAGGAAAGAGUAUUAUGGGAAUGGCAAUUAUAGUAGCGCAAGAGCAUUUGCAUUGCAGGACUUCAAAAAAAAUCAGAUUCUUGUGAAUAGAGAUUUUCAGGUGGAUGAAGCUGAUGCAUAUCAAAUCACAGAGUUGACAUUGAAAUGUUUGGAGCCGGAUCCCGAUAAUCGAGUUGAUAUGGGUCAUGUUGUUCACUUCUUAGAGCAGUUGGCACUUGAUCACAUUGCCAAGAAACAGAAGUUGAACUAACGAAAGGCUGUUAUGGUUUUCAUUAAGUUAGCCAGUGGUUUAUCGUUAUAUUGCAUUAGCCCAUUAAACCUUUGAUUGGAGGCUGAUUAUGUAUGACAUGUGAAAUGAAAUUGUGUGGCAAACUAUUAAUUUUAACAGAAAAUAUGCCUUCUUAUUGUCUGGUACACUUUAAAAGUGCAUAUGCCUUUUAAAUUUUGUGGUAAAUUUUUCAUCUCUAUUGUUAAGUG